Molecule: messenger RNA, 603 nt
Organism: Meloidogyne enterolobii
Lineage: Eukaryota; Metazoa; Nematoda; Chromadorea; Rhabditida; Meloidogynidae
Source: the annotation of a GenBank genome assembly
AUGUCUAGCAUUUCAACUGGUAUUGAUCCUGCUGCAAAAUAUCAACGGCUUAGUGUUGAAUAUGUUAAGGUCAGGAAUCAGGUAUCUGUUUUGAAAUCGGCACUCCUCGAAGAACAAGCCAAAACGACUGAAUUACAACAUCAAAUCACUGCUGGGGAUACUAAAUUGAGAAAAACAGAAAGCGAACGUGACUCUCUUGCAUUCCGAAAUGAUCAACUUGUAAAACGAGUUGAGAGUUUACAAGAAAGUUUGGAAGCUCAACUUUCAAUUUUUGAACCGACCAAAGGGAAAAAGAAACAUAAAGAAGCAAAUUUGCGUUUAGUAGCUGAGAAUACCCGGAUGCAUCAACAUCAAACUUUUGGCGGUACUUCUACUUCUGAUCCCAAUAUUAUUAUGGAGGAGGAACUGGAGCGUAAAAUACUAGAAAAUAGUGUUCUUCACUCCAAACUUUUUGACGUUGAAAGGCGCUCUACAGAGACUACUAAUGAGUUACUUCAACGAAUCGAGUCAUUACAGAAAGAAAAUUCAGCACUCAGAAAUGCUUCAUCGUUAAAUGGCUCUACCAAUUUUGUAAAGACUGCCAAUACAGACUUGGUAAAUUAA